GUUGCAGAUAUUAUUGAAUCAAACAUGUUUUCCAUCGUUCUAGAUGCCCAAAGCACAGUCGGGGAACUUUUGAUUGCAUCUGAGUACCAAUGCAAAGCUGGGCGAUAUGCAGCGUGUCUCACAAUCAGUCGUUGCAGUUGUGCCUGUGCCUGUACGUUGUCGAAACGCUCACUAUUGCAAUUUGUAGAUUGA
This is a messenger RNA of Suillus subaureus, 192 nucleotides long. RefSeq lists its product as uncharacterized. Lineage: Eukaryota; Fungi; Basidiomycota; Agaricomycetes; Boletales; Suillaceae. The transcript has a single exon. The record is from RefSeq and is a predicted model, not a curated record. The annotation marks the transcript as partial.